Messenger RNA from Blepharisma stoltei, 456 nucleotides. NCBI's taxonomy places the organism in Eukaryota, Ciliophora, Heterotrichea, Heterotrichida, Blepharismidae. The record is from the annotation of a GenBank genome assembly.
AUGGCCCAGCCUGUCCAUACUCAUCUUCCACGCGUCGAAAGUGUCCAAACAUACGGAAAAAAGAAGCACGCUCAGGCAGUUGCAUUGAUCACCAAAGGCAAAGGAAUGAUCAGAGUUAAUGGUGUCCCUCUGCAUCUGGUGGAGCCACAGACAUUGAGAGUUAAAGUACUAGAGCCAAUUCUCCUUCUUGGGGAAUCCAGAUUCAGCAAAGUCGACUUUAAAAUCAGAGUUCACGGUGGUGGCUAUGUAAGCCAAAUCUAUGCAGUCAGACAAGCCAUCGCAAAAGGAAUUAUUGCUUUUUACCAAAAAUAUGUGGACGAAGCAUCAAAAAGACAAAUAAAAGAAAUGAUUUUGGCUUAUGAUAGAAGCUUGCUGGUGGCAGACCCAAGAAGAAAGGAGCCUAAGAAAUAUGGUGGUCCUGGCGCAAGAGCAAGAAGACAAAAGAGUUAUCGUUAG